AUGUCGUCCCCUGCAGCGGACCAGCAACAGGAGACGGACGAGAACAAGAAGAUCCUCUUCCGCUUCUGCUCAGAAUGCUCCAACCUGCUAUUUCCCCGCGAAGACAAAGCCGAGAGCAAGCUGCUGUUCGCCUGCCGCACAUGCUCUUUCUCUGAGGAAGCCCCUUCAGCAUGCGUCAUGCGCACCGAAAUCGCCUCUUCCGCUGGCGAUACGGCUGGUGUGACGUCGGACAUUGGGCAAGAUCCUACGUUGCCGCGUAUCAAAGACAAGGCCUGCCCCUCGUGCGGCGAGCAGGACAUCGUCUACUUCCAGUCCCAGCAGCGAACCACACACACUGGCAUGAAACUGUACUACGUGUGCACCCAGUGCAGCCAUGUGUGGCAGUAG
This is a messenger RNA of Didymosphaeria variabile, 387 nucleotides long. RefSeq names its product DNA-directed RNA polymerase II core subunit rpb9 (gene RPB9). Gene Ontology annotation, biological process: DNA-templated transcription; transcription-coupled nucleotide-excision repair; maintenance of transcriptional fidelity during transcription elongation by RNA polymerase II. The transcript has 4 exons. NCBI's taxonomy places the organism in Eukaryota, Fungi, Ascomycota, Dothideomycetes, Pleosporales, Didymosphaeriaceae. The record is from RefSeq and is a predicted model, not a curated record. Gene Ontology annotation, cellular component: RNA polymerase II, core complex. The coding region runs from base 1 to 387 and encodes 128 amino acids. Gene Ontology annotation, molecular function: zinc ion binding; DNA-directed RNA polymerase activity; nucleic acid binding.